UUCACAAUGAAAAGCUAUAAAAAUUGGGCUCACAUUAAAUGUUUCAGUUUCCAUAAACAAAAAAGAAACAGAAAAUACCAUAAAACUUGAAUUUUUGCAGCUCAAGUUCAGUAAAUAAAAAAAUAGGAUGAGUAAACCAGCAGCAGCAGCGAAUCCAGAUGACUAUAAAAUCAAGGACACGAAGCCACAGCUCGGUGAGAGGUGGCCACAUGGCGGCAUACGAGGUGGCGGAGGCUGGAUAAGCAGUGACAGGGUAACAAGCACUUAUGAUCUUGUGGAACAAAUGUACUAUCUUUACGUUCGGGUUGUGAAGGCGCGAGAUCUUCCCAUUAACCCGAUAACAGCAAGCUGUGACCCGUAUGUUGAAGUAAAACUCGGGAAUUAUAAGGGAAAAACACAGCAUUUCGAGAAAAGAACUUACGCGGAAUGGAAACAAGUAUUCGCGUUUUCAAAGGACAAGAUUCAAUCUACGGUUCUUGAAGUUUAUGUUAAAGAUAAGGAUAUGAUCUCGAGAGAUGAUUAUUUAGGGAAGGUGGUGUUUGACAUGAAUGAAGUCCCGACCCGGGUCCCGCCUGACAGCCCGUUAGCGCCUCAAUGGUACAGAUUAGAGGACCGAAAGGGGGACAAAAAGUCCAGAGGCGAGAUAAUGCUUGCGGUUUGGAUGGGAACACAGGCCGACGAGGCGUUUUCUGAAGCGUGGCAUUCAGAUGCUGCUACGGUUCAUGGAGAGGGUGUUUAUAGUGUGAGAUCAAAGGUGUAUGUUUCACCUAAACUUUGGUACCUUCGGGUUAACGUGAUCGAAGCACACGACGUAGAAAGUGAAGAUAAAUCCCAACCUCCUCAAGUUUUCGUAAAAGCUCAACUCGGUAAUCAAAUUCUCAAAACCAAAUUAUCCGCAACGAAAACAACUAACCCGUUAUGGAAUGAAGAUUUGGUGUUUGUAGCAGCCGAGCCUUUCGAAGAGUCACUAGUGCUUACACUUGAGAACAAAGCCGGUUCAAAAGAGGAGACUGUGGGUCGAAUCGUUCUGCCACUUAACGCGUUUGAGAAACGCUUAGACCAUCGGCCCGUUCAUUCGCGUUGGUUUAAUCUCGAACAGUUCGGGUUUGGUAUGCUAGAAGGAGAAAGAAGAAUGCAGCUUAAAUUUUCAACCCGGAUUCAUCUCCGGGCUUCACUUGAUGGCGGUUACCAUGUACUAGAUGAAUCCACUAUGUACAUUAGCGACCAACGCCCCACAGCGCGUCAACUAUGGAAAAAAGCGAUUGGGAUUCUCGAAAUCGGAAUCUUAAGCGCGCAGGGACUCCAAGGAAUGAAAACGAAAGACGGGAAGAAAACCACCGAUGCAUAUUGUGUGGCUAAAUACGGUCUAAAAUGGGUUAGAACCCGAACUAUACUCGAUAACUUUAAUCCUAAAUGGAAUGAGCAGUACACAUGGGAAGUAUACGACCCGUGUACGGUUGUCACUUUAGGAGUGUUCGAUAACGCCCAUUUAGGUGGUGAACAAGGGGCGACAGCAAAGGACGCGAGGAUUGGUAAGAUAAGAAUUCGGUUAUCCACAUUAGAAACGGAUCGAAUCUACACGCAUUCGUACCCGCUUCUAGUUCUACAACCAUCCGGAUUAAAGAAAACCGGCGAGCUACAACUAGCUUUUCGCUUCACUUGCUUAUCUCUAUCAAACAUGAUCUACCUCUACAGCCAGCCCUUACUACCCAAAAUGCAUUACCAACACCCUCUAACCAUACACCAACUCGACAGCCUUCGAUACCAAGCCAUGAACAUCGUUGCAGUGCGGCUGGGCCGCGCAGAACCGCCACUUAGAAAAGAAGUCGUCGAAUACAUGCUAGACGUCGAUUCUCACAUGUGGAGCAUGAGAAGAAGCAAAGCAAACUUCUUCCGAAUCGUUUCUGUCUUCUCGGGUGUAUUAUCAAUGAGCAAAUGGCUUGGAGAUGUUAGCAACUGGAAAAACCCGAUCACUACGAUCUUAGUUCACAUACUCUUCUUCAUACUAGUUUGUUUUCCAGAACUUAUCCUCCCAACAAUCUUUCUCUACAUGUUUUUAAUCGGUAUCUGGAACUUCAGAUCGCGCCCACGACACCCUCCACACAUGGAUACUAAACUCUCCUGGGCCGAAGCAGUACAACCAGACGAACUAGACGAAGAAUUCGACACUUUCCCAUCGUCUAAAACCCAGGAUGUAACGAAAAUGAGAUAUGAUCGCCUUCGCAGCGUUGCAGGGCGGAUACAAACAGUCGUUGGGGACAUUGCAACACAAGGGGAAAGGUUUCAGGCUCUUUUGAGCUGGAGGGAUCCUAGAGCAACAUGUUUGUUUGUGGUGUUCUGUUUGAUUGUGGCGGUUGCUUUGUAUGUGACACCGUUUAGGAUUGUUGUUUUGGUCGCGGGUUUGUUUGUGUUAAGGCAUCCGAGGUUUCGGAGCAAGAUGCCUUCAGUUCCAAGUAAUUUCUUCAGGAGAUUACCAGCUAGAGCUGAUAGCAUGCUUUGAGAAACAAGAGUGUUUGAUUGUUUUUAUUUGUUUUUUUUUUUAUCAUUUGUGUUUUAGUUUCUGUUUUACUUGAAUGUUUUGAGUUUAUAUACUUUACAAUAAAACAGUUUCUUGUUAUAAUGA
Molecule: messenger RNA, 2623 nt
Organism: Helianthus annuus (common sunflower)
Lineage: Eukaryota; Viridiplantae; Streptophyta; Magnoliopsida; Asterales; Asteraceae
Product: FT-interacting protein 1
Exons: 2
Coding region: 128-2500 (790 amino acids)
Source: RefSeq, a predicted model, not a curated record